AUGGCGACAUCCAUCGCUUCGAUUCGUAGACAUCGGGCCUACGCCAAAGAUGCGUACACCUACUACCCUGUUGUCAUCGUCGGAGCCGGUGAAUCGGGGAUUGCCAUGGGCUGCCGGCUAAAAGAAGCCCUGGGGUUCGAUCAGUUCCGGAUUUUCGAGCGGCAGUCUGGCAUCGGAGGCACCUGGUGGAUCAAUCGCUACCCUGGUGUCGCGUGUGACGUACCGGCUGUCUUCUACUCUUUCUCCUUUGCCCAGAAUAAGCGAUGGACCACCUUGUUCCCUCCAGGGUCGGAAAUCGCAGAGUACCUGGCCGACGUCUGCGCCAAAUAUGGCAUUGUCGACAAGAUCCAGCUCAACACGGAGGUCAAGCAGCUGCGAUGGCUCGAAGACGAAGAGGAGUGGGAGGUGACCUUGGCCCAUCUCGUCCCUGGCGCCGGCGACCUGUCCGCGAAGGAGCGUCAAGAAAAGGUUGCUACCGAGGGUGAACACAGCGUCUAUGUGGCCACGGAGAUCGUGAGGGCCAAGAUCGCUGUCAGUGCUGUGGGCGGUCUGGUUGAACCCAAGAGCUGGCCGCAGGACAUCCCUGGAAUCGAGAACUUUGAAGGCGACUUGAUCCACACAGCUCGAUGGAAGCCCGACGUGAACCUUGAAGGGAAAGACGUGGUCGUGGUAGGCACUGGUUGCAGUGCUGCCCAGGUCGUGCCGGAGCUGGUGAACCCUCCCUACAACGCCAAGUCGGUCACGCAGUUGAUGCGUUCCCCGCCGUGGGUUUCGCCUCACUUUUCCGAAAAGGAGACGGAGAUCUGGGAUAGAUACGCACCCUCGCUGAUACCGAAGAUCCCUGGCCUGCUGCGCCUGGUUCGGUUCUAUGUGUUUUGCUUCGUAGAACAUACCUGGUUCCAGCUGUUCGCCAACAACAGCUACACGAACAAGGUCCGGCCUGCGGUGGAGAGACAGUAUCUGGAGUUCAUGCGAAAGCUCACCCCACCACAGUAUCACGAUAUGUUGACACCAAACUACCAGAUCGGCUGCAAGCGUCGCAUCAUCGGUGGACGCUGGUACAAGAGCCUGAACCACCCCAAGAUCGAAUUGACAUCGCGGCCACUUAAGAGCGUUCAGCUUAAGAGUGUUACCUUGGGACCAAGCCCUAACUCCUCUGCUGAUGCAGCCGAAGAGGUGCAUCUGCCAGCUGACGCUAUCAUUCUCGCGAACGGGUACGAGACCAAUGUCUGGCUCCACCCUCUGCGCGUGCUAGGAAAAAACGGGAAGAGCAUCCACGAUGUCUGGGAAGAACGCGGUGGACCGCAGGCAUACCUCGGAAUUGCCAUGGACAAGUUCCCCAACUUCUUUAUGAUCUUUGGGCCUAAUACUGCCACCGGGCACUCCAGUGUCAUCAUGGCGUCGGAAAACGCGGUCGAAUACUCGCUCAAAUUCAUCAAGCCGAUCCUGAAUGGCGACGUCAGCACCUGGGAAGUCAAGGAAGAGGUCGAGAGAAAGUGGACCCAGGGUGUUCAAGCAGCCCUCAAACGGACUGCCUUCCAUCAAGGAGGCUGCACCAGCUGGUAUAAGAAUGACAAGGACUGGAAUUCGACGGUCUAUCCGUGA
This is a messenger RNA of Rasamsonia emersonii CBS 393.64, 1605 nucleotides long. RefSeq lists its product as uncharacterized. Lineage: Eukaryota; Fungi; Ascomycota; Eurotiomycetes; Eurotiales; Trichocomaceae. The coding region runs from base 1 to 1605 and encodes 534 amino acids. The transcript has 2 exons. The record is from RefSeq and is a predicted model, not a curated record. Gene Ontology annotation, molecular function: N,N-dimethylaniline monooxygenase activity; flavin adenine dinucleotide binding; NADP binding.